AUGGCAAUCGACAAGCGCACCAUCACGGGGGUCAUCGUCGGCCUUCUCUUCCUCGCCCUCUACACCCAGUACGCCAUCCAGCACCUGGCGCUCCCGAUUCCCACCGCCGUCAGCGUCCUCGUCACACUCCUCCCCGUGAUCCAAGGCUUCAGCACUUGGUACCUGGCCUCGCCUCCCACCACUGGCCGGCGCCGGCGCCGGCUCCUCCUCGCUCUCCCAACAACCACCACCACCUCCCCCCCACCGUCCGACACCCGUAAUGCCGCCGCCGACCCUCGCACCCGCCUCGCUCCACCCCUCCUCUCCGCCCUGACCAUCCUCACCACGGUCCUCGCAACACUGGCCGGCACGCACCUGCCACCGGCACUAGACGACGACUCGUGCGCGUUGCGCGCGCGCUGGCUGGCCCUCUUCCGCGCCAAGAAUGGGCCGCGGAUCCAGGCGAUCCAGGACGCGCUGGAGUGCUGCGGCUUCCGCAGCGUCUACGACAUGGCGUGGCCGUUUCCGCAGCCGGACCGCGGCGGGAGGAUGCAGAGGAGCACGUGCGCAGAGACGUUUGGGCGGAGCGAGGCGUGUCUGGCUGGGUGGAGGGGGCAGGAGCGGGUGGUUGCGGGAUUGUUGGUUGUGGUUUGUUUGGGGAGCUGGGCGUGUCAGAUGAUUGUCACGACUCGAGACUCCUCAAGGCCGUCCUGGUUCCAGCAGUUCAAGGCGAGGGGUUUGAGGGACGACGCGAGUGAAUCUGAUGCCGAGGUUGGACAUGGCAACGAACGAUCUACCCGGGCUAUUGACUUCCGCGGCGAGGGCCGAUACACGGACAAUCCAUCUGAGGAUCCUGGGGAAGCUGAACCCGGACAGCCGGCCGAGGGUAGGGGAGGAAUGGCCAUCGAGAAUGCACGCUCCACGGAUACCUAG
Diplodia corticola is the source of this 912-nucleotide messenger RNA. Its product is annotated as tetraspanin tsp3. The record is from RefSeq and is a predicted model, not a curated record. Bases 1 to 912 code for a protein of 303 amino acids. The transcript is spliced from 4 exons. NCBI's taxonomy places the organism in Eukaryota, Fungi, Ascomycota, Dothideomycetes, Botryosphaeriales, Botryosphaeriaceae.